GACUACCUCCCCUUGUGAAGAGUGGUGGUGUGGUCCACGGGGAACUCAUCAUCACUUUAAAACGCACCAGAGACUUGGCACAAAAGAAGCAUUCGCAGGCGAGCACAGGCGCAAAGGGACUGUCUCUUAUUACACCGAAAGAAAACACGUUUUGCACUUUGUUGUCUAAGAAGACUCACUAAAAGUCAGAAAAACGUGGACUUUAAGUUGAAGAAACUUAAAUCUGGCUGCACAUGAUGCGACGCUGUUUGACAGGAGCAGCAAUCCGGUGAUGUGGAUGGUCCUUAUGCACUGAGGCUGUGGCAAAAUUUGAUGUUUGCCUGUAGACCUGGACUUUAAAAAGCGUAUUGUAUUUUGUUUGUAACAGUCACAUGACGCAAACUGUUGCUUGGAGUCCAGGUUUUGGGGUGAGACUGUGUGCCUGCCAAGUGGAGUCGCGCGUCUAUUUGCUGAUAACCCGCAAGGAAACAUGAACGUCUCCUUCUUCGACGUGACCCAGGGCGCGCUAUUUAACGGAAGUCAGACCCUCGCUGGGACUCUGGCGACAUACUCCGGCAAUGGCACCGACAACGUGGUGACCGGCGACGGCGGAGGGUCCCUGGUGCUGGUGCAAGACGAGCGCAAACUCUUCGUCAUGCGUGUGGUGCAAAUCGCGGUGCUGUGCGUGUUGUCGCUCACCGUCGUGUUCGGUAUAUUUUUCCUCGGUUGCAACCUGAUGAUCAAAUCGGAGAGCAUGAUUAACUUCCUGGUGAAGGACCGGAGACCCUCCAAAGACGUGGAGACGGUCAUGAUCGGGCUCAGCUAGAACAUGGAGAGCAGGUGCUCAACAGAACUGGAGCGGAGAUCCGGUAUGAGGAUCUGAUGCGCGUUUCCUACAGCAGGUCAAAAUCUGCAUCUGCAUGCACUUCUCAAAGACGCUCUGUCUAUGUCCUAGUGAGGAAAGAUAUGCAAAAACUUCACAUUUCCUUCCGAAAAACGACUACAGGAAAGUAGUCCAGCGACCAAUGUUUGUGCGUAAAGUUUAUGCGUAAAACUCGGGCAAUUGUUUACACGUGGGCCGAUCUGUUGAAUCUUUUGAGUGAAUUUAAUGUUGCCAAAUUGAACAAAGUGACGAAAAUGUUUACAAGCUGUUACCUCAUUUUUUGUUUUGUUGUUGUUGUUUUUGUAAAUUUGAAAUUAUUGUUAGUGAAUGUUUUUAAAACUGUCAAAAAGCAUGAUUGUGAAUUCUUAUAGUUCCACAUCUGCCAGUGUACUAUGUGGACUUGGUGGGUAUGUGCGUAUUCUCUAUAGAAAGUAUUUUUCUUGGUCUCGUUUGCUAAAAAUACACUCUAAAUACUGAAAUUUUGCACGUUUUUCAAUGAUCUCCGUCACAGCUUUAUGGAGUGAUUCUGGUCCUGUUUGGCAUGCUCGCUAAUUGAUCUGUAAAGUGAUUUUUGGACCCGUUUUGCACUUUUGAAAUCACUGAUGCUGCAUGAAUUAUUUUGUACCAAAAAACUUGAAAUUGCAGCAUGCAAUUAAAACAUUGAAAUGGC
Siniperca chuatsi (mandarin fish) is the source of this 1532-nucleotide messenger RNA. It is a transcript of the gene rprml, whose product is annotated as reprimo-like. Lineage: Eukaryota; Metazoa; Chordata; Actinopteri; Centrarchiformes; Sinipercidae. The record is from RefSeq and is a predicted model, not a curated record. The transcript has a single exon. The coding region runs from base 470 to 805 and encodes 111 amino acids.